GUAUCUGCUUUCUCUGUUCUGCACCUCACUCAUUUGGUAUAACUCUUUUAUUUCUCCAAUGCACGCACAAAUAUUUAUUGAAGAGAGUCACAUAAUUUUUUACAAAAUUCAUUCCAUACAUGCGGGCGCAAGGUCUUCAUACAAUAUAUAAUCUGGAAAACACUUAGUUGGCUAUUUAAAUAAAAAUAUAUGUCAUUGAGUUGGUAUUUUAUAGCUUACCUCACAACGGUACAGACUUUCGAAGCGUUCACUGUGACUGAGAAAUAAUGCAGUUAUUAUUAUUUUCGUUAUUUUUAUGCAUUUUUGCCAACACAUCGGCAUUAACUACACCAAUUUAUCCAACAACGGCAGACCGCAUCGUGGCUGACAAUUAUCCCGUGGAGGCGCAUACCGUACAAACCACCGAUGGCUACAUACUCACCCUGUUUCGCAUACCCUACUCACUGCGCACGCAAAAUGCGCAUAUUUCGAAUAAAACGGUGUUAUUUCUGCAACACGGUUUGAUAAGUUCCUCUGAUGGUUGGAUCUUAGUUGGUCCCAACCAAGCACUACCCUAUUUGGCUGCCGAUGCUGGUUAUGAUGUUUGGUUGGGUAACUUUCGUGGAAAUACCUAUUCGAGGCGACACAUUUCACGCUCACCAGAGAAGCACGCUUUUUGGCGUUUUAGCUUCCAUGAGUUGGCCAUUUAUGAUUUACCAGCAAUGUUUGAUUAUGUGCUAAAUACGACGCAAAGCGGCUCUUUGCAUUACGUUGGUCAUUCAAUGGGCACAACAACAAUAUUUGUGUUAAUGUCGCUAAUGCCCUGGUAUAUGGAGCGCAUACGUACAGCACAUCUGUUAGCGCCAGUCGCUUAUGUAGAUCACCAGGGUGCACCGUUAACACGUUUCACCGCACCCAUUUUGGGUACGCCCAGUCCACUUACGAAAGCUCUGAGCGAUAAUAAUAUAUUAGGCUAUAAUGAGUUUUUGUCUCUCUUCGGCGCUGAGACAUGUGCCAAUGAAGUGGUGGAGGAGACUAUUUGUGCAAAUCUAUUGUUUAUAUACACCGGUUUUGAUCCCGUCAAUACAAAUUAUUCUCUUAUACCCGAGAUCAUAAAAACACAUCCUGCCGGCGGCUCGACGAAUCAGAUCAUUCAUUAUAUGCAAGAAUAUGUGUCGGGCCAUUUUAGACAAUACGAUCACGGUUUCAAAGAAAAUAUAUUAUACUAUAGCCAACCGACGCCGCCUGAUUACCCUUUGGAGAACGUGAGAGCGAGUCCACCGUUACAGAUUUACUACGCCGACAAUGAUCUACAGUCGUCGCCAAUUGAUGUGUUUCGUCUUUUGCCUCGUAUGGGUAAGAACAUCGAGUUGCGACACAUUAACUUGACUACGUGGAAUCAUCUGGACUAUAUGUGGGCUUUUAAUGUCAAAAAAGUAAUAAAUAAGAUAAUUUUAAGUUAUAUUAGCGAAUAUGAGAGCGAAAGGUAUAGAGUGCGCGAAUAGAGAAUAGUGAGAAUGCAAA
Molecule: messenger RNA, 1503 nt
Organism: Ceratitis capitata (Mediterranean fruit fly)
Lineage: Eukaryota; Metazoa; Arthropoda; Insecta; Diptera; Tephritidae
Product: lipase 3
Exons: 3
Coding region: 267-1484 (405 amino acids)
Biological process (GO): lipid metabolic process
Molecular function (GO): hydrolase activity, acting on ester bonds
Source: RefSeq, a predicted model, not a curated record